Molecule: messenger RNA, 1070 nt
Organism: Aspergillus saccharolyticus JOP 1030-1
Lineage: Eukaryota; Fungi; Ascomycota; Eurotiomycetes; Eurotiales; Aspergillaceae
Gene: psf2
Product: DNA replication protein PSF2
Exons: 3
Coding region: 107-916 (269 amino acids)
Biological process (GO): double-strand break repair via break-induced replication; DNA replication
Cellular component (GO): nucleus; GINS complex
Source: RefSeq, a predicted model, not a curated record
CCUUGCUCACUCCUGUCUAGAGAAGAUUGACGCCAGGGCAUGGAAUGUGUCCCUCUGUUUUGCCUUCACCUUCUUUCCAUAGCCCAACUUGCCUGACUGACGGGCAAUGGCCUUCCCCCUCCCGCGGGGCAUUACGCCCCCGGAGAUCUCCUUCCUUGCCGAGAUGGAGAUGGUCACUAUCCUGCCGCGUCAGCGUCUCGAAGGCUUAGAGUUGCUUGGUGGCCCCGUUGAGCCUCUCAUUCCUCCUCGCCGCGCCUCUGUUCCCCUCUGGCUAGCUCUCCUCCUCAAACGCCAACGCCGCGCGAACAUCCUCCCUCCAUCCUGGCUCCACCCGGAAUCCCUCUCCUUCAUCCUCGACAUCGAGACCCAAUACGAAGAAUAUAAAGAAACCUUCUCUCCUCCCCCACCUCUACCAGGGCAACCGUUUCUCCAUGACCGUGGCGAGCGAGCCGUCGCCACCCCACGCUUCACCCCAGACGGCGACAAAUAUUACCCCGCGCCGCCCUUUCUACCGCAGAAUGUCGCGCGCGACCAUGUCCCCGCCCAAGAGCUGCAGACGCUUCCCUUCCACUGGCUCGAAGUAGGCAAUAUGCUUCUCGAGGCCGCCAGCGAAGACCUGGUGGACCCCGAUCAGACCCGCCGGCUGCUGAAGGAGCUGCGAGAGGUGCGCAUGGCCAAGAUCCGGUCCGGAGUGGACGCGCUGGAUGCCGCCGCGAUGGGCGGAGGCGGAGUGGCACUGACAGGUGUUGGAGCAAUUGAGCUCGGUGAGGGACGGAGGUUCAUCUCGGGGGUGAUCGAUGGGCUCCGACGUAUUGGCGCAUCCAGAGAGCAGGCUCGGAGGGAGGAACUGGCGGAAGAGAUGGCUAAUGGUGGAUACGAUGCAACGCAAGACGAUGACGAUGAAAUGGAGUUCUAGAACUCGCGAGACGACCCUCCUUUUGACCCAGUGCCCAUCCAUGGUCGGCGUUACGGAGACUUACAGUAAAUUAUUGGCAUUUGCAAGACCCAUGUGGAAACGUCCUAUGUAUAUAUACCCUUAUAGUCGUUCGAUAACAGAUUUACUAUAUCGC